This is a messenger RNA of Scophthalmus maximus (turbot), 2409 nucleotides long. It is a transcript of the gene aldh9a1b, whose product is annotated as aldehyde dehydrogenase 9 family, member A1b. NCBI's taxonomy places the organism in Eukaryota, Metazoa, Chordata, Actinopteri, Pleuronectiformes, Scophthalmidae. Bases 151 to 1707 code for a protein of 518 amino acids. The record is from RefSeq and is a predicted model, not a curated record. The transcript is spliced from 12 exons. Gene Ontology annotation, molecular function: 4-trimethylammoniobutyraldehyde dehydrogenase (NAD+) activity; aminobutyraldehyde dehydrogenase (NAD+) activity.
CCAGGUUGCAGCCACUGCCGUGCGUUGCCCCGCCCCUUCCGGGGUUGAGCCUCAGCAAAAUAAAGUAGGUUAACGAAACAGUUGGUAUUUAGUUUGUUAUGUGCAAUUAAGAGGAAGACUCCUGCAGUUGUCGUCUGAUCCAGUUCGACCAUGCUCCAGAGGCUGGCUGUGUCCCUGCGGCGGCCCGCUACCGCUCCCCUUGCGGCGGCGGCGGUACGAUGCGCCUCGUCGGGCUCAGUGGACGUCACGGUCCCGCUGAACUUCUGGGCUGGGAAGAGAAGGACGAGCCGAGGGAAACACAGCGAGGAAACCGUCUAUGAACCUGCAACAGGGCGAGUCUUGUGCCAUUUGGAGCCGUGUGGAGCUGCGGAUGUCGAUCAGGCCGUGGAAUCUGCCAAGUUGGCCUUCGGCCACUGGAGCAAACUGUCUGGGAUGGAGAGGGCAAGGGUCAUGAUAGAAGCUGCCCAUAUAAUUGAGGGCAGGAGAGAGGAGAUCGCUGAAAUGGAGGUGGUCAACAAUGGGAAGUCCAUCACGGAGGCCCGUCUGGACGUGGACUCUGGUAGACUGUGUAUAGAGUACUACGCAGCAAUGGCCAGCACUCUGGCAGGCCAGCAUGUGCAGUUGCCCGGAGGGUCCUUUGCCUACACCCGCAGGGAGCCUUUGGGGGUCUGUGUCGGCAUUGGCGCUUGGAAUUAUCCUUUUCAGAUAGCUGCCUGGAAAUCGGCUCCAGCCCUGGCCUGUGGCAACUCCAUGGUGUUCAAGCCGUCACAAGUGACACCCGUAACAGCAGUCAUGCUGGCAGAGAUCUACGAGAAGGCCGGAGCUCCGGAGGGACUGUUCAAUGUUGUGCAGGGCAGACAGGAGACCGGCAGCCUUCUCUGCCACCACCCUGACGUGGCCAAGGUGUCCUUCACUGGGAGUGUGUCCACAGGCAAGAAGAUUAUGGAGAUGGCAUCCAAGGGGGUGAAACCCGUGACUCUGGAGCUCGGGGGAAAAUCUCCCCUGCUCAUAUUCCAGGACAGCGAUCUGGAGAACCCUGUGCGAGGAGCUCUCAUGGCCAAUUUCCUGUCCCAAGGCCAGGUCUGCAGCAAUGGGACGAGGGUCUAUGUUCAGAAGGAUAUUUUGGCAGAGUUCGUGGACAGGGUGGUGAAGAGGACCCAGGCGAUUGAGAUAGGCGACCCGCUGUUAGAGAGCACCCGGAUGGGAGCACUGGUCAGCCAGCCACAUCUAGAAAAAGUCCUGUCCUAUGUUGAUCAGGCCAAGAAAGAGGGAGCCACAGUGUUGUGUGGAGGUGAACAUUUUGUCCCAUCAGACCCCAAACUCAAAGGUGGAUACUACAUGACUCCAUGUGUGUUGGGCGACUGCACAGACGAGAUGAGCUGUGUGAAGGAGGAGAUCUUCGGUCCCGUCAUGUCCGUGUUGUCCUUUGAAACGGAAGAGGAAGUGCUGCAGAGAGCCAACAACACCACCUUGGGUCUUGCUGCAGGGGUUUUCACCAAGGACGUGAAUCGGGCCCAUCGUGUGGUCGAACACCUCAAGGCAGGUUCCUGUUUCAUCAAUAACUACAACAUCACCCCCGUCGAGGUUCCCUUCGGAGGCUUCAAAAUGUCAGGCAUAGGACGGGAGAACGGCCAGGUGACCAUUGAGUACUACUCCCAGCUGAAGACUGUGUACGUGGAGAUGGGAGACGUGGACAGUCUCUUCUAGAAAACAAACACACGGGACGAUGUAUAUGUUAACACUGAGCCAGGACUCUCUCUCCAGGACUUCUCUUCCAUCACUCAGGGGGAAAAAAACUAUAAAAUGUUAGUGUUCAAAAAGGGGAUGAGAAGUGAGCCUUGAUCUAUGGGGCUCAAGUUGUCUGUCCUGAAUGUGAGCCAUGUUUUUUUUUUUCCUAUUUUGUCAAUCAGAGACAAAUAGCUAUGGUAACUAAGAGACAUGUUAAUGUCACAUUAUCUGGAAUCAAAUAUUAUUUUCUGUGCCAAACGGAUCUGAUGAAAGUCAGUUUUUUCGUAUUUACUGAACAAUAAUUGCUUUCAGUGACUUCAGCAUCGACGAGUUGCACUUUGUGUUUAAUGAAUUGCGCUGCAGCAGUUCUGCCUUGUCACAUGUAGAGACUAACAUUUCAAAUGUGUUUUACAUUUGGAAAAACAAAGUUUACAAUCAAGUUUUAUUUCUUGAACAAUACAUAUCAAUAUAUAUUUGUACACAUACAGUACACAAAUAAGACACAUUUGAACAUUGUGUUGAUUUCGUUUCAUGUAGCUUGUUCACUUCAUUACACAUUAGAACUGUGAGAGCAACAUGUCUCUGUGGUUAGAGGUUAAAUCAUCGAAGGAACGCAAAUCAUACAACUUUUAACUUAAACUCGUGUCUGUAAAUAUAAAAAUAAAACUAAGACAUUUUUCA